Glarea lozoyensis ATCC 20868 is the source of this 4695-nucleotide messenger RNA. RefSeq names its product RING/U-box. Gene Ontology annotation, biological process: protein ubiquitination. The record is from RefSeq and is a predicted model, not a curated record. Bases 1 to 4695 code for a protein of 1564 amino acids. Gene Ontology annotation, molecular function: ubiquitin-protein transferase activity; metal ion binding; RNA binding. Gene Ontology annotation, cellular component: CCR4-NOT complex. NCBI's taxonomy places the organism in Eukaryota, Fungi, Ascomycota, Leotiomycetes, Helotiales, Helotiaceae. The transcript has 5 exons.
AUGGCACCUCAAGAUAGCUUCAUCGAUGAUGAAGAGGAGACCUGCCCCCUUUGUGUCGAAGAGUUCGAUCUGUCAGACAAGAACUUUCGGCCAUGUCCUUGCGGAUAUCAGAUAUGCCAGUUCUGCUUCAACAAUAUCAAAACGAAUCUAAACGCUCUGUGUCCUGCUUGUCGAAGACCGUACGACGAAAAAACGAUAGAAUGGAAAGUCGUUUCACCUGAAGAGCAAGCACAGUUUCGAGCCAACAUACAGAAGAAUGCGAAAAAGAAGGCCGAGCAGCGACAAAAGGAAGCGCAGAAGCGAGAAGUCGAAAACCUUAACCGAAAACAUUUAUCCGGACUUCGAGUUGUACAGCGAAACCUUGUGUACGUUGUCGGACUCAAUCCACAUAUCCCAGAAAAAGAUUUAUUAGGUACCCUUCGAGGUGAGGAAUAUUUUGGGCAAUACGGCAAGAUUUUGAAGAUCGUUGUAAGCAAAUCAAAAUCGGGAGAAAGUCCGCAGAACAGUCAGGGGCUAGGAGUCUAUGUCACAUUUGCUCGAAAAGAGGAUGCUCAAAGAUGUAUAGCGGCCGUUAAUGGGUCUCAAAACGGCGAUCGCGUCUUGCGAGCACAACUGGGAACGACUAAGUAUUGCUCUGCGUUUUUACGGGGCGAAACAUGUACAAAUAAGCAGUGCAUGUUUCUUCAUGAAGAUGGCGACAACGAUGACAGCUACUCGCGGCAAGACUUGUCCUCACUCAAUAGCGUCAAUACUCAGCGCCCCUUGCAAUCGAUCGCAUCUUCUUCAGCUUCCUCGUCUCGACAGAUUGCGCAGAUGCAGGCACCUAUACAGCAAUCACAACCUGUUGCUGCAGCUUCGCAGCCUAUGAUGAGGGAGUCGAGUAAGGAUGGUUCUGAUAGCGGUGAUGGUUCUGCCCUCCCUUCAUCUGCUAGUUGGGCGAACCGGGGUGUUCAACAGCAAAGUCGGAGGGGAAGCCAUGCCACGAGUGGAGCGACAUCGAGCCCCGCAGUCUCUCAGGCCAUUCCCGCUACCGCUGAGAUCGUUGAGGAAGACCCAGAAGUCGUACCUGAACCAUCACAACCUCAAUCAACCUCCGAGAACGUGUCUGCUGGACCACCAAAACCCGAGAGAGAUCCGAUAUUACUAAAUCUGUUAAAGUCUAUUAACGAGCCGGAUUUGUUGUUUAGCGUUCCUACGUCCUUACAGGAGCAUGGCGCUUCAUUUCCACCUCUUUUCGAUGCAUUCGGUGGCGAAAAACGAGCCGCAAGAAAGCAACAACUUCAAGAAGAAGAAGCUAGACUUCGUUUGGAAGAAGAAUCCGUGGAAGAAGAGCAAGUCAUCUCGGAGCCUGUUGAAGAGGAUGAGCCCGAAAGUGGCAGCUAUCAGCUUGGUGGGGAGCCUGAAGAUCGGGAUGGCCAUAGAGAAGUUCCUACGUUUCAACGACAAUCAAGUGCGCAGCUCCCUAUUCAAAGAACACACAACGGCCCGGUUGGUGCUCCCGGUAAUUUCCCCCGAAAUUUGACCAAUCUGAACUCGAUAAAUGGGCGGGCCAUGACACCACAGCAACAACAGUUGAUGUUAUCGACUUCUCUACAUCAGCAAUCCAGUUUUAUGGAUCAAUAUUCGCCGAGUAUUGGAAGCCAGUCCACGCAAAACUCUAGCUUGUUCCAGCAGCAGGGUCACAAUCGGCAAUCUUCUCGAUACAACUUUGCGACUGACAAUAGCUCGAAACCAUUGGCAAAUUCUAAGAUGAUGGCACAACAAGCAUCAAUGAUGCCGAGUCAUCAAGGUUCAAAUCAGUUCUACGGCUCCUCGAUUCAGGGCCCGCCACCAGGCUUAAAAUCAACGGGCACGCCUCCCAUUGGCGGCAUGUUUGGUCAAGGCCAUGCAUUUGGAGGCUCUAUGGGUGCAGCAUUCGGCGCCAAGGAGAACAGCAAUGAGAUGCUUCGGGAGAUGCUUCGAGCACGUGGUGCGAAUAUUGGUGGUGGUCAGUCUCAUGAUACAGGCAAGCGUGAGUUUAUGUUUCCUAAUUUUAAUCAAUCGUACCCAUCCACCUCCUCCACCCCAGCCCCUGCUUCGUCUUCAGGCCUUGUGGCAUCGCUCUACGCUCCCCAAAGCGGUUCAGCAUUCCAUGACUAUAGCCAGAAGCAGAAGAAGAAGGGAAAGAAGCACAGACAUGCUAACACUUCCUCCUCUGGGGGAGGUGGCUUAGUCGAUCUUGUGGACCCAAGUAUUUUGCAGGCGAGAAUGCCACACCAACAACAGAGCAAUGCUGGAGUCGGGCAGGGACUAUUCGGUGGUCAGGCUCAAGAUGAUCAGAAUCUUCCCUUUCCCGACGAAGCAACGCUAUCCGUCGAUGCUCUCGUAGCCGACAGCAUAGCUGACAGCACUGCCGACAAUUUUGGAAUGCGGCUCUCCGACGUGUAUGAAAUGGUCAACUCACGCUCUUCGACACCUACAGUACCACCUGGGUUCAGCCUGCCGCAUGCCCAUCCUCAACCACAAUCACAAGAACCUGCAAUAAAGCCACCCUCGAGGAUUGUACCUAGCGCGGCUCCUUUCACACCAUCGCGGUCCUCUUCGUUCAUUCCAAGGACUGCUACCCCGCUGUCGAACGUUGUGACGCCAGAGAUCCUGAAAAAGCCCCUGGCGGAGAGCUCCGCUUCACAGGCAAAGAAGGACGUUAAAGCUCUUGCUACCAACACUGGCUUAUCCAAGGCAAUAGUUUCGCAAGCCUCACAGUCGCUUCAAUCCGAAGAUUUCCCUGCACUUACCUCUGGGACAGCAAAAGCGCCCGCAACACCAACUGCCAGUAAAGCAAGUGCUGCGAAACCUCCAGUUACCCCUGCCAUCAAGAAAACGACCGCAGUCACUACACCGGGUCCGUCCACGACCCUCGCUACGGCACCAAAAAGUGAGAAGCGUACACAGCCUGGCAUUCUUAACAUUUCAGUACCAUCAAAGCCUGCAGUAAAGCCGGUGCCUGUUGUAGAGACUCCAAGCAAACCCAUGAUAGCAACGUCCGCUUUUCCUCCGCUGCCUCCAAGUACGCCUUCAGUAUCAGCUGCGCAGUCCCCUUUGACCCGGAACACUCCAAAGACGUUACGCCUGGUUCCAUCCAAAGUAGAAAAGCCAGACACGCCAACUACUGGAAAUGCGACUCCAUCAUCCGUGACUUCGGUUGUCCCGCCACCUGGACCCACUAGGCAAGCAAGUCUUGCCUCGAUUUCGAGACAUGAGCGUCCUGGGACUCCCACCAGUGAAGCAAUAUCUGAUAAUGCCUCAGUCACAUCUGCUUCCAUCUCAAGAGCGAGCUCACCACCACCAUCUAAGGUUGGAUCUGCUCCUGUAAGAACCACAACAAAGAGCAUGCAAAAGAAGCAACGCCAAUUGGAGAAACAACGAUCCGAGGCCGAGGCCGCUGCGAUUGCAGCUGCUGCAAAGGCAGAACCAGAAGUGAUUGCGCCUAUUAUGGGCCGCAAGAGAAAGCAACAAAAGGACAAGCAUAACAUUCACAGCGCAGCGGGUGGUUCGACCCCUGCUCAAAGCCGGCCUGCGUCGCCUGGUCCCGUGGACAGAGUGCAAGAAGAGUCCAGCAAGCACAGUGACAAGAAUGAUUCAAACCUCAAUGAGAAGGCAAAGACUACUGCUGUUGAGUCUGAAGCUGAAGUUACUAAGCCUUCGAUCAAAAGCAAGGGAAAGAAUAAACAACGCGGCCAACAGCACGUACCACCUCCACCUACCGUCGAGCCGGCUCAUGAGGCUGAGGAAGAAGCCGAGCAGAGUGCUGUUGAUUCCAGUAAACCACCUACCGUACCUACUCCAGCAACAAUUCUCGAAGAGCUUAUAGCUGAUGAGGAAAUUCCCGAUGCCAAUCAUCUAGCCUUUUUGAAGCCGCCCUUGAGCUCAGUCAAGUUAUCCUCACCAGCCGAGGCCGAGAGUCAAGGACCUCUCCAGAAGCUAAUCAUUACCCCAGAGGAUAGAGCCACUCUAUCGGAUGGAAAGCCUGUCCAUAAGAACCGAGGAACUGCCCAUCCAACCAUGCUUACGCCUAAUGGAGACUACCUGAGAUACCUGACCCCUGAGGAAGAGGAGCGGUAUCUUACACUACAAGAGAAACUAGCGGAAGACGCAGGACCAAGCGCGUUUGUCUCCGCAAAACAUCAUGCUAGCAAUGGCUUCACCUUGAUCGGAGGUCGUGCUGUACCGAAUGGACCUCCUUCAUUCUUUCCAACACCAAAGAGUAACGGCGUUACCCUCGACCCUGUCAGCAAAAUCCAGCGCGACGAAGCAUUGAGCUAUAUCAACCAAUAUGUUCUACCGUCUCUGUCUACCAAUUCGCAACUCGAGAAGGCACUCAACGCAAACGCUCUUGACGCGGAAAUGCUCAGAUCUGCCGAUCCCUCGAGCUUUCCAUCUUGGGGAAGUGAUCCUGGUGGUCCACGUGCUGGAAGUAGCCAUGAUGGAUCUGGCCAAGAAGGCAUAUUGGCCACAGGUCUUGAAGGGAUGACUGCGCAUUUUGCAGUUGGUCGAGAUGGUGACAGCGGUCGUCCGCUUGGAAACGUUUCCUUGCUGAGUCUCCCUGAUGCCGAGACUGGUAUGCAAGCAGCCAGAAAGGAAGCAGAGAUUAUUGAGAAGAAGUUGCAUGCGUUGGUGAAGAAGAACAGACGGAUCUUGUUGGGUUCCGGUCAUUGA